AUGUAUCUGGUCCGUAGUGAGGCGCAGUGCCGCGACUGUCCAGCAGAUGUCGCGCUUGUCGCAGGCACCAGUGCAGAGGAGGCGGCUCCAGUCCAGCGGCCCUGCGUCUGUCUGGAUGUAGAGGAAAAAUGGCCACCGGGACAGACACACAAACACGGGCUGUGGACGCCAGGAGACUGCACAGGAGCUUGUGACAUAUGGAUAUUCUCACAGCAGCUUGCAUCGACUCGUUCACCCCACUGGAGGUUCACAGCGUCCUACCCACAGUCUGCAGCCAGCGCUCUCCGCCCUGCCGUCAGGAUGAACAUGGUGAAGCGUAUGAUGGGCCGGCCGCGGCAGGACGACUGCAGCCCGCAGGACAACGCCCUCGGCCUCAUGCACCUGCGCCGCCUGUUCUCCGAGCUGUGCCACCCGCCGCGUCACAUGACCCAGAAGGAGCAGGAGGAGAAGCUCUACAUGAUGCUGCCCGUCUUCAACCGGGUUUUUGGGAAUGCUCCGCCCAGCAGCAUGAUGGACAAGUUCUCAGACCUGUUGCAGUUCACUACACAAGUGUCUAGACUCAUGGUGACUGAGAUCCGCCGCAGGGCCUCCAAUAAGUCCACAGAGGCUGCAAGCCGGGCUAUUGUGCAGUUCCUGGAGGUGAACCAUAGUGAGGAGGCCAGUCGGGGCUGGAUGCUGCUGACCACCAUCAACCUGUUGGCGUCCUCUGGACAGAAAACCGUGGACUGCAUGACCACCAUGUCUGUGCCCUCCACUUUGGUCAAAUGCUUGUAUCUGUUCUUUGACCUGCCUCACAUGGUGGAGGCUCCGGUGGGCACAGUCCCUCCACCUCCACCGCCCCCGUCCCAGGACAAGACCCCCGGACAGGGCCAGAGCCAGACCCACUCAGAACUGCCCCUGGCCGACCGCCGCGCACUGCUGCAGAAGGUCUUUGUUCAGAUCCUGGUAAAGCUGUGCACCUUCGUGUCCCCGGCGGAAGAGCUGGCUCAGAAGGAUGACCUGCAGCUGCUGUUCAGUGCAAUCACCUCCUGGUGCCCCCCCCACAACCUGCCCUGGAGGAGGAGUGCGGGGGACGUACUCACCACCAUCUCCAGGCACGGCCUCAGCGUCAACGUGGUCAAGUACAUCCACGAGAAGGAGUGCCUGUCCACGUGUGUCCAGAACAUGCAGCAGUCUGAUGACUUGUCUCCAGUGGAGAUCGUGGAGAUGUUCGCGGGUCUCUCCUGUUUCCUCAAAGACUCCAGUGACGUGUCUCAGACGCUGCUGGACGACUUCAGAAUGUGUCAGGGAUACAGCUUCCUCUGUGAUCUGCUGCUCAGACUGGAACAGGCCAAAGAGGACGAGUGUAAGGACGCCCUGAAGGACCUGGUGAACCUGGUGACUUGUCUGUGCACAUACGGGGUCAGCGAGCUCAAACCUGCAGGACUGACCACCGGAGCGCCAUUCCUACUGCCCGGUUUCAUCCUGCCUCAGCCCUCCGGCAAAGGCCACACGGUACGGAACAUGCAGGCCUUCUCAGUGCUGCAGAAUGCUUUUCUUCGUGCUAAGAGCAGCCGCCUGGCCUGCAUGCUGCUCGAUGCCAUCGGAAACAUUUACGCUGCCGAACCGUCCAACUAUUUCAUCCUGGAGUCGCAGCACACGCUGUCGCAGCUGGCAGAGCGCGUGGCCAAGCUGCCCGAAGCACAGACCAAGUAUUUUGAACUGCUGGAGUUUGUGGUGUUCAGCCUGAACUAUGUGCCGUGUAAGGAGCUGUUCAGUGUCAGUGUGUUGCUCAAGUCCAGCUCUUCGCACUCGUGCAGUGUGAUCGCUGUGCGGACUCUGCUCAAACUGUCCCGACACGACCUUGUUUUCUGUGAUGUGCUGCGGGAGGUGGGGCUCCUGGAGGUGCUGGUCAACCUGCUGCACAAGUACGCCGCCCUCUUGAAGGAGCCUGGUGCCCAGCCCACGCACAGCCAAGACCAGGCCGAUGGGAAAAGGACGGACGCGCUGGACGAGCCCAAGCAGCUGGCCUUGAUUGUCAUGGAAACGCUGACCGUUCUGCUCCAGGGCUCCAACACUAACGCAGCUCUGUUCCGAGAGUUCGGUGGUGCGCGCUGUGUCCACAACAUAGUGAAGUACCGGCAGUGUAGGGAGCACGCGCUGCUCAUCAUCCAGCAGUUGGUGCUCUCUCCCAGCGGAGACGACGACAUGGGCACCCUGCUGGGUCUCAUGCACUCUGCCCCGUCCAGCGAACUGCAGCUCAAGACGGACAUCCUGCGGGCUCUUCUGCUGGUGCUGCGGGAGAGCCACCGCACCCGCACAGUGUUCCGGAAGGUGGGAGGCUUUGUGUAUGUCACCUCGCUGCUGGUGGCGAUGGAGCGCUGCCUGUGCCAGCCGCCGAGCCACGGCUGGGAGCGCGCCAACCAGAACCAGGUGUUUGAGCUGCUCCACACGGUCUUCUGCACUCUGACCGCCGCCAUGCGCUACGAGCCCGCCAACUCGCACUUCUUCAGGACCGAGAUCCAGUACGAUAAACUGGCCGACGCUGUCAGGCUCCUUGGUUGUUUCUCGGAUGUGAAGAAGCUGGGUUCCACCGGAGUCUUUCCGUCCAAUGCCCAGCCUUUCCAGAGGCUGCUGGAGGAGGAGCUCGGACCCACAGGGGGAGGGGACUGCGUCUGCCCCACGCUCAAACACUGCAGCAAGCUCUUCAUUUACCUCUACAAGAUGGCUACUGACUCCUUCGACAGCCGCACAGAGCAGCUCCCUCCCUGUCUGACUCAGGAGACCUCCCUGCCCUCCCCCUGGGGCACCCCCGCCCUCACCCGGAAGAGGAUUGGGUACUACGGCUCCUCUGCUCCGGUCAAAGUGCUCACGGAGCUGAAGCUGCACUUGUCUGCCUCUCCAGCACCCCCUACCUCUGCGUCUCUGUCUGACAUGGUGGUCAUCCAUCCAGGGGCAGUGCUGGCCAUUCUCGACCUGCUGCCCUCUGUGAGCUCCGACAGCCAGCCUGAGCAUGCCCUGGACCUGCAGUUGGCUGUUUCCAACGUCCUGCAGCAGCUGGUGAGCUCUGAGAGGAACCAGCAGAUUCUGUGUGAGGCCUGUGUGCACCAGAAGCUGCUCCAGCGCUGCAGCCAGGCUCUGGGCGACGAGGAGCACCCACUGCACCCUCCUCUGCAGAGGAUGUUUGAGAGGCUGGCCUCUCAGGCCCUGCUGCCCACGCCUUUGAGGGAGUUCCUGCGGCUGGGGGAUCCUCUGAACUGUGGGGCGUGGGACAAGAAGCAGCUGAAGCAGUACCGUGUGCACAAGCCCAGCUCUCUCAGCUACGACCCAGACAUGAGGAACAGUAUGACUCUGUCCAUGGAGGGCUUUGGACCCGACAGCGUCUUCACCACUCCGGCCGAGGACAAUGGGCAGUACCGCAUCAGCCGCAGCCUGGUGCGCUCAGCAGAGGGCAGCACAGUGCCCCUCACCAGGGUCAAGUGUCUGGUCUCCAUGACGACGCCCCAUGACAUCCGACUGCACGGUUCAGCCGUUACUCCGCCGUUUGUGGAGUUCGACACCUCACUGGAGGGUUUCGGCUGCCUGUUCCUGCCCAGUCUGGCGCCCCACAAUGCACCUCCCCACACGGCCGGGGGCUCGGCGGUCAGCGACGGAGCCGUGCUCAGCGGCAUCGGCACAGGGGAGCGCCUCUUCCCUCCUGCCUCUGGCCUGACGUACUCCAGCUGGUUUUGUGUGGAGCGCUUCAGUGUGGCCCCUCAUCCCCAUCCGCUGAGACUGCUGACCCUGGUGCGGAGGGCCAGCUCCUCAGAGCAGCACUACGUGUGUCUGUCUGUGGUGCUGUCGGCGAAAGACCACUGCAUCUCUGUGUCCACCAAGGAGGAGCUGCUGCACACUUACUGCUGCAUGAUUACUCGGUACGUGUUGCAUUGUGACGAUCAGGCUAAAUCUCUGUGUUUAGAGCAGAAAUACAAGGCGGCCGAAGAGUCCAGUGAUGAGUCGUCCUUCUAUGAGCUGCUGCCCUGCUGUGCUCGCUUCCGCUGCUCUGAGCUCAUUGUGGAGGGACAGUGGCACCACCUAGUGUUGGUUAUGAGCAAGGGCAUGCUCAAGAACAGCAUGGCAACGCUCUACCUGGACGGACAGCUUGUCAGUACAGUCAAGCUCCACUACAUCCACAGUGGUCCAGGUGGCUCUGGCUCUACUAACCCCCCCGUGGUGAGCAGCGUGUACGGCUACAUCGGGACGCCCCCUGCCCAGAGACAGGUGUCCAGCCUGGUGUGGCGCCUUGGGCCCAGCCACUUCCUGGAGGAGGUCCUGCCUGCCUCCACCGUCACCACCAUCUACGAGCUGGGGCCGGACUUUGUGGGCAGCUUCCAGGCGGUCUACCCCCCAUGUAAAGAGUGGAAGAGCGACAUGCCCCCAGUGUCUGCAGUGGUGCUGGUCCCAGAAGAGAAGCUCUCCUUCAGCCUGUACGCACACUCCGUCUCGACUCUCACCGUGGCCAAGAUCCGAAAACUCUACAACAAACUGGACAGCAAAGCCAUCGCCAAACAGCUCGCUGUGUCGUCCCAUGAAAACGCCACUCCAGUGAAGCUGCUCCACAACGCAGCCGGACACCUGAACGGCCCAGCCCGCACGCUCGGAGCGGCCGUCAUUGGAUAUUUAGGAGUGCGAGCCUUCGUGCCCAGACCCGUGGCCACCAGUCUGCAGUAUGUGGGCGGGGCGGCUGCCAUCUUGGGUCUGGUUGCCAUGGCGUCAGACGUGGAGGGGCUGUACGCGGCGGUCAAAGCUCUGGUGUGUGUGGUGAAGAGUGACCCACUGGCGAGUAAGGAGAUGGAGCGCAUCAAAGGCUACCAGCUGCUGGCCAUGCUGCUGAAGAAGAAGCGCCCUCUGCUCAACAGCCAUAUCCUCCAUCUGACCUUCUCCCUGGUGGGCACCGUGGACAGCGGGCACGAGACCUCCAUCAUCCCAAACUGCACCGCCUUCCAAGACCUUCUCUGUGACUUUGAGGUCUGGCUGCACGCCCCCUAUGAGCUGCAUCUGUCUCUGUUCGAGCAUUUCAUUGAACUGCUCACAGAAUCCAGUGAAGCGGCUAAGAACGGUAAGCUGCUGCGAGAGAUGGGUCUGAUUCCCCGGCUCCUGCUGACCCUGCGGGACCCCUCUCUGUCCCAGCCCACAGUGGGGGCCAUCAGCAACGUGCUCAGCCUCCUCCUGCAGGGCUUCCCCAACCCCCUGGAGCUGCUGCGCUUUGGACAGUUCAUUGCCUCCACGCUGCCCACAUUUGCCGUGUGUGAAAAGUUUGUUGUCAUGGAGAUCAACAACGAAGAGAAGCUGGACGCAGGAGAGGACGACUUCGGCGGCCUGCUCUCGGCUUCUAUCAUCCUCCUGAGGAACCGUCUGCUGGACUGUCUGCUGCGGCUGCUCUUCACCCCCAAAGAAAACCCCAAAGACAAGAGCCAAGUCAACGCUCAGGCCUGUGAGGAGGUGGUCCGGACCCUGGGCUUUGACUGGCUCCUGAUGCUGAUGGAGGAGCACCUUCACUCCACCACGGUGACCGCAGCUCUGUGGAUCCUGGUGGUCCUGCUGUCCAACGCCUCCAUCCUGCACCGCUUCAAAGAGGGUCUGUGUGGGGGCGGCUGGCUGGAGCACACAGACUCUGUGCUCAGCAACCGCAUCGGCACCGUGCUGGGGUUUAACGUUGGCCGAAGCGCUGGCGGCCGGUCCACGCUGCGAGAGAUCAAUCGGGAGGCCUGUCACUUCCCAGGGUUCCCGGUGCUCCAGUCGCUGCUGCCCAAACACACAAACGUCCCGGAGCUUUACUUCCUGCUCAUGGCUCUGUUCCUGCAGCAGCCUGUGCCCGAGCUGCCGGACAGUCUGCAGUUCGACUUGGACUCCAUCUGGUCCUUCAUAUUCGGGGUCCCGGCCUCCAGUGGGACUGUGGUGGGCUCCGUCAGCUCCGUGUGCACUGAUGCUGCACUGCUGCUGCUGGCCAUGCUGCGCAGUAUGCUCAACCUGCCCUGGCAGUCGGAGGAGGAGGGCUCGUGGCUGCGGGAGUACCCAGUGACCCUCAUGCAGUUCUUCAGAUACUUGUACCACAACCUGCCGGACCUGGGCCCCAUGUGGCACAGCGCCGACUUCCUGUGCGCUCUGGCCGCCACCGUCUUCCCCUUCAACAUCCGGCCCUACUCUGAAAUGGUGACCGACCUGGACGACGAGGCUGGUUCUCCCACAGAGGAGUUCAAGGCGUUCGCGGCGGACUCUGGUAUGAACCGCAGCCAGUCUGAAUACUGCAACGUGGGCUCCAAGACGUCCCUGACCAAUCACCCGGCCAAGAAGUAUGUGCUGGACUUCAUGAGGGUCCUGAUCAUGGACAACAUGUGCAACACGCCGGCCUCCAAACAGACCCCCAUCCUGGACCUGCUGCUGGAGGCAUCUCCAGAGCGUUCUACUCGCACUCAGCAGAAGGAGUUCCAGUCUAACAUCCUGGACGGGGUCAUGGAGCACCUGCUGGCCGCCGACGUCCUCCUCGGUGAAGACGCCUCGCUGCCCCUGAGCUCCGGGGGAAACUACCAGACUCUGGUGAAUAACGUGUUCUACUUCAGCCAGCGUGUGGUGGACAAGCUGUGGCAGGGCAUGCUCAACAAGGACUCCAAACUGGUGGUGGACUUCGUGGUGCAGCUCAUUGCACAGUCCAAACGCCGCACGCAGGGCCUGUCUUUGGACUCUGUAUACCACUGUCUGAACCGCACCGUGCUCUACCAGCUGUGUCGGCCUCACAAGACCGUGGCCCAGCAGGUGGCGCUGCUCGACGCACUGCGGGUCCUCACCGUCAACCGUAACCUGGUUCUGGGCCCAGCCAACCACGACCAGGAGUUUGUGGCCUGCCUGGCUCACUGCUUCAUCUGCCUGCACUCUGGGAGCGGUGUGGAGGGCUUCGGGCUGGAGGCAGAGGCGCGGAUGACCACCUGGCACGUCAACAUGUCGGCCGAGAGCGAAGGGGACAGCUCUCCCAGUCAGGACGUCAGCGAGGGCCGACAGCUGCUCCUGAAGGCAGUGAACCGUGUGUGGACAGAGCUCAUGCACAGUAAGAGGCAGAUGCUUGAGGACAUCUUCAAAGUCUCGCUGCCUUGCAACGACCGCGGCCACGUGGACAUCAUCACUGCCCGGCCAGCGCUGGAGGAGCCUGCACUCAAGAGCUGGCAGAACCACCUUGCCCAUGAGAAGAAGUGCAUCAGCCGGGGGGAGGUGGUGGUGCCAGUGACACAGUCCAAGCUGUCGCGGGUCAGCAGCGGCUUCGGUCUCUCCAAACUGACUGGAGUCCGCCGCAACAGGAAGGACAACAGUCUCAACAAGAACAGCAUGUCUGCACAGGAGACGUUUCAGUGGAUGUUCACACACAUCGCUGUGGUGAAGGACCUGGUGGCCAUGCAGUACAAAGAGCACACUGAGCGGCAGCAGAAUACUCUGAAGUAUGUGACUGAGGACUGGGCCUCUAAGGAGUACGAGCUUCUGCGGGAGAGGGGUCUCUGGGGGCCCCCUAUUGGCUCUCAGCUCGACAAGUUUGUGCUGGAGAUGACGGAGGGCCCCUGCCGCAUGAGGAAGAAGAUGGUGCGCAACGACAUGUUCUACAUCCACUACCCCUACGUGAGCGAGAGCAGCACCCAGAAGCCACAGCGGUACAGACGUGCCAUCAGCUAUGACAGUAAGGAGUACUACAUGCGUGUGCUGAGUGGAACCCCAGGGAUGUACCAGCACUCUGUGGAGCCCAGUGCAGAGAGAGAGACCAGCCAGCAGGAGCCAGAGCAAGGAGAGGACACCAUCGCUCGCGUCAAAGGUUUGGUCAAGGCGCCCCUGAAGCGCUCCCGGUCCACUGCAGACGGAGCCGAUGAGGACAGUCUGGAGCAAAGCCAGGACCUGCUGCUGGAGUCCGGAGGUCUGGAGGACGAACAGAGACCUGACAACACUGCCCUUCUGCGGCUACUGGAGGAGGGCGAGAAGAUCCAGCACAUGUACCGCUGUGCGCGCGUACAGGGCCUGGACACCAGCGAGGGACUGCUUCUCUUUGGGAAGGAGCACUUCUACGUGAUCGACGGCUACACCAUGACCGUGUCCAGGGAGAUCCGCGACAUCGACACGCUGUCCUCCAAUCUGCACGAGCCCAUCAUCCCGCGGGGAGCCAGACAGGGCCAGAGCCAGCUGAAGAGAACCUGCAGCAUCUUCGCCUACGAGGACAUCAAAGAGGUGCACAAGAGACGCUAUCUGCUGCAGCCAAUGGCGGUGGAGGUCUUCUCAGCGGACGGCAGGAACUAUCUACUGGCCUUCCAGAAAGGAGUGCGCAAUAAAGUUUAUCAGAGGUUUUUGGCGGUGGUGCCUUCCCUCGCUGACAGCUCAGAGUCUGUGUCUGGCCAGAGGCCAAACACCAGCGUGGAGCAGGGGUCUGGGCUGCUCAGCACUCUGGUGGGAGAGAAGUCCGUGACUCAGAGAUGGGAGCGUGGAGAAAUCAGUAACUUCCAGUACCUGAUGCACCUGAACACACUCGCCGGGCGCUCCUACAAUGACCUGAUGCAGUACCCUGUGUUCCCCUGGAUCCUGGCCGACUACGACGCUCAGGAACUGGACCUGAACAAUCCCAAGACAUUCCGAAACCUGUCCAAACCCAUGGGCGCUCAGACCGACGAUCGUCUCACGCAGUACAAGAAGAGGUACAAGGACUGGGAGGACCCCAACGGAGAGACCCCGGCGUACCACUACGGCACUCACUACUCCUCCGCCAUGAUCGUGGCCUCGUACCUGGUGCGCAUGGAGCCCUUCACACAGAUCUUCCUCCGGCUGCAGGGUGGACAUUUUGACCUGGCCGACAGGAUGUUCCACAGCAUCCGUGAAGCCUGGACAUCGGCCUCAAAGCACAACAUGGCUGACGUCAAAGAGCUCAUCCCUGAGUUUUUCUAUCUGCCAGAAUUCCUGCUCAACUCGAACAACUUUGACCUGGGGAACAAGCAGAACGGCACAAAACUGGGGGACGUGCUGCUCCCCCCCUGGGCCAAGGGGGACCCUCGGGAGUUCAUCCGCAUGCACAGAGAGGCGCUGGAGUGUGACUAUGUGUCCAGUCACCUUCAUGAGUGGAUCGACCUGAUCUUUGGAUACAAACAGCAGGGCCCUCCGGCUGUGGAGGCGGUGAAUGUCUUCCACCACCUCUUCUACGAGGGCCAGGUGGACAUCUACAACAUCAACGACCCGCUCAAAGAGACCGCCACCAUCGGCUUCAUCAACAACUUUGGACAGAUCCCCAAACAGCUUUUCAAAAAGCCUCACCCUCCAAAGCGCGUUCGCAGUAAAGCCAAUGGAGAGGUGGCCAGCGUACCGCCGAGCUCCAACAGUGACAAGAUCUUCUUCCAUCACCUCGACAACCUCAGACCUUCUCUGGCUCCUGUCAAAGAGCUGAAGGAGCCGGUGGGGCAGAUCGUGUGCACUGACAAAGGCAUCUUGGCUGUGGAACAAAACAAAGCUCUGGUCCCUCCGUCCUGGAGCAGGACAUACGCCUGGGGCUACGCCGACCUGAGCUGCCGCCUCACCAACUAUGAAUCUGAUAAGGCGUUGGUGGUGUACGAGAGCCUGUCUGAGUGGGGGCAGGUCCUGUGUGCCAUCUGCCCCAACCCUAAGCUGGUGUUGACUGGAGGCACCAGCACGGCCAUCUGUGUGUGGGAGCUGGGCACCGCCAAGGACCGCGCCAAGUCCCUGAGCCUCAAGCAGGCUUUGCUGGGACACACAGACGCAGUCACCUGCCUGACCGCCUCUUCGUCCUAUCACAUCGUGGUCAGCGGCUCUCGGGAUCGAACCUGCAUCAUCUGGGACCUGAACAAGCUGUCGUUCAUCACUCAGCUCAGAGGACACCGCGCUCCCAUCUCUGCUCUGUGCAUCAACGAGCUCACGGGGGAUAUUGUGUCGUGUGCGGGCACAUACAUCCACAUGUGGAGCAUUAACGGCAGCCCCAUCGCCAGCGCCAACACCUUCACAGGCCGCAGUCAGCAGAUCCUGUGCUGCUGCGUCUCUGAGAUGUACGAGUGGGACACGCAGAACGUCAUCCUCACCGGCCACUCGGACGGAGUCGUCAGGUUCUGGAGGAUGGAGUUCCUGCAGGUCCCAGAGACCCCCGCCCCAGAGCAGAACGAGCCCGAUGUCCUAGACUGCAUCAGCGAGGAGAAGAUGGAGGGCAGCGAGAGCCAUAAUGGUGAAGAGGACAGCAGUGAGUCUGAGGGAGAAGAGGCAGAGGCCAAACCUCCGCGGAACCCGUCGACUGGAGGAGGCAGCCAGCCGGGAAGCACCGUGCACCGGCCCCGAGGACCCUCUGGAAGGACCGGAGCCUCCUGGUCCAUGGACAGCGGCUCAGACGACUCUCACCGCUGGUCCGACACGCUCAGUAUUGAUGAGAAGGAUGGAUUUGUGUUUGUGAACUACUCCGAGAACCAGAUCAAAGGCCUCCACUGCCCCGGGACCCAGGCCGGCCAGGGCCCAGGGGCAGCAGUGGACGCCCGAGCUUACAACCAUCUGCGUGCAGGUUACCGAUGGGAGCGGCAGCUGGUGUUCAGAAGCAAACUCACCAUGCACACGGCAUUCGACCGCAAGGACAACGGCCACCCGGCAGAGAUCACCGCGCUCGCCAUCUCCAAAGACCACAGUAAGGUGCUGGUGGGAGACGGCCGUGGGCGGGUCUUCAGCUGGUCGGUGAGUGAGCAGCCCGGGCGCUCGGCUGCAGAUCACUGGGUGAAGGACGAGGGCGUGGACAGCUGCUCCGGCUGCACCGUGCGCUUCUCCCUGACCGAGCGACGCCACCACUGCCGAAACUGCGGACAGCUCUUCUGCCAGAAAUGCAGCCGCUUCCAGUCGGAGAUCAAGCGCCUAAAGAUCUCGUCUCCGGUGCGCGUGUGCCAGAACUGUUUCUACAACCUGCAGCACGAGCGCGGCGCCGAGGACGGACGCAACUGA
Messenger RNA from Knipowitschia caucasica, 10959 nucleotides. The record is from the annotation of a GenBank genome assembly. Lineage: Eukaryota; Metazoa; Chordata; Actinopteri; Gobiiformes; Gobiidae.